This is a messenger RNA of Rotaria sp. Silwood1, 609 nucleotides long. The record is from the annotation of a GenBank genome assembly. NCBI's taxonomy places the organism in Eukaryota, Metazoa, Rotifera, Eurotatoria, Philodinida, Philodinidae.
AUGCAACAUUCAUGUUCCCAUACAUGCCAACAUGUUGAUGAAACAAAUGUUCGUCAAUGGAAUUUAUAUACAAAAAUUGAUAAAUAUAAUUUACAAUGUUAUAAUGAAAAACAUGAUGAUUCAGGUAAAGAUGUAUUUCGUGCAUGGGAAGAACAACUUGAUCGAUCAAAAGUAGUUGAAACUGAUGAUGAACAAGAAUUACUUUUCAGUAUACCAUUUAAUGGUGCUGUAAAAAUAACUGGCCUAUGUGUUAUUGGUGAAAAUGGUCCAUCACAUCCAAAUACAGUUAAAUUAUGGAGUAAUUUACCUGAAUUACGUUUUGAUAAUGCACAUGGAAAAGCUCAUCAAGAAAUUUCACUUACAUAUCAUCCAUCCGGUACAUUAGCUUAUCAAGUCAAUCUAUCACAUUUUUCACGUGUAACACAUCUAUCUUUAUAUUUUCCUUCGAAUUUCGGUGAUGAAACAACUCGUAUUUAUUAUAUUGGUCUUCGUGGUGAAUAUCUUGGUGAAGUAAAAUCUAAAGUAGUCAUUACAACGUAUGAAGCUAGAUCACAAUUAAAAGAUCACAAAGUGGAUGAUUUUUUAACAGGCCAUCGUGAAAUACAAUAA